AUGCCGGAUAUAUAUACUUAUUGCUUGAUGAUUGCUAAUGUAUUAGCAAAUCAUCCAAUUCAUUCACUUGCACGAGCUGAAGCAUCAUUUGCCACAUUUUUAUCAUUCAUUCCGUUAUUGACCGAAUCUUUCACACUAAAAUUAUCAUAUGCGGGUGAAAAAAAUGAAAAUGAGGAUGGUGAGGAGAAAGAAGAAAAAGAAGUAAAAAACCUUCCAAUAAGAAAACGUGGCCCAACCUUAAAAUGGGCCUAUAUUAGUGCCAUACAAUAUCUUUUCAAAGGAUGGCUAAUUGUUUUGCAAAAUUCAGAAUUUAUUGUAGAAGUGAUGAAUUAUGCGAUUGAUUUUGGGCAAAUAACAAUCGUAAUGAUUUCAUCAUUUAUGCAAAUGGUAUUUUCUACUCCAUUUGGUGAUCGCGAAGAGAUAUCAUCACCUUUGCCCGAUCGUGAAAUUUUCAAAGAAAUAUUAAUGAAAAUUGGAUCGUUUUCAUCUUAUUUUUUAGAUGAAAUGCUACCAAAAGUAUAUACAAUACUUGCUGAAACAUUGGAAGAAUUUUUGUCAACGUUGGAAACAGGAAUGAGUAUGGAAGAUUUAGAAGAUUUUCGAGAAAAUAUGCAUUGGAUUAUACUUAUUAUUGGUCAUGUAUUAGUUGAGGAAGAUGAAGAUCGUAAUUAUGUAUGGCAAAGCAAAUUAUUAGUUCAUUAUGAAGAUAUGGUGGAAAAAAAAUCGAUAGAUAUCGAUAAAUAUGCAUCAUAUAUGGAAGCAUGCAUCAAUACACCUCAAUUAUUAACCGAUCCAUCAGAAGUCGACCUUCUGAUGAAAAUUAUUGGUACUGUAUUUGCUUGGUGUUCUAUUGAGGAUAUACUACUAAAAGAUCAUGGAAUAACAGCGAUAAAUGUGGAAUUAUGUGGUACAUCGUUGUGGUGCACGAAACGAUUACUUUCAGCGAUUGGAUUGCAUAUUCAAAAAUCGAACAAAAAAAGUCAAUUAGCUGAAGUAUCAGAAAAUAUUACCCAAAUAUUAGUUGAUUUUGCUUUGCAAAAAGCAUUUCGAAUUUUUGAUAUUAUGCCGAAUGAGAGAAAGACAUGUAUGGAUGCUGUUGAAUUACUUGCUGCUUUGGCACAAGCAUUAUAUUGUGAAACAUCAAAGAGUACUUUUUUAUUCUCAUAUUUAUCAGCGAUCAAAACUGACCAAAUAUUAGUUCGUUCUUCUCUGCUAAAAGUGUUAUUACAAAUUGGCAGUAUAAUUGAUGAUGAAGCGCAACAGAAAACUUUAUAUGAAAUGAUUUUAAUACCUAUAAGAACUAAAUUCAUAUCAAUGUGUGAGAAUUCGUUAGAAACAGAUGAGAAAUUUGACGAUUUGUUGGAUUGUUUUUGUGCUGUAACUCAUGGCACUCAAAAAUGUUUCGCAGAAUUCUUAUUCGCAUAUCUAAAACCAGUUUUAAAAUAUUCUGUCCCACUAUUAUCAGUGUACAAAAAUACAGCAAUUAUUAUCAGUGCUGUUCUUCAAUUUUUUGAUUGCUUAACGAAACGAUUAUAUGUGUAUUGUGAUAAUCAUCAGGAUAUGGUAUUCAUUUAUGAGGUACUGUUGUCUGUUAUUCAAACUUACGAAAAACAUCAGAAAGAACGCUACAAGAAUUUAGAUGAUAAGGACAAAACAUCAGAGUUGGUAUUUUUGUUUGAAAUCCUUACAAACACUUUGGAUAAAAGAAGUCAACCAGUCAAUUUGUCAACUGGUAAGAUAGAAUUUGUCGAAAAUCGUUCACGCAUUGUUCUAGCAGCAUGGAAUAUGAUAAUACGUGUGAUGCAACCUGAACUCUUCAAAAUACCUUUAUUACGUAAAAGCUUUUAUCGUUUUCUCAGAUGUUCAACUGAAAUGGCCCCCGAAUGUAUGGUAAAAUUCUCACGGGAAAAUCUGACGAUAUUUGUGGAAUAUCUCAAAAAUGGUCUACAAUUAGAUAAUGAGAAAGAUGAUUUAUUAUGUAAUCUGAAAGACCGUUUCGAAAAAGAGAUUUCAAUUAAUUCGGCACUUGCAAUAGCUCAUUUGGGUACAUAUUUUGCCAAACAUACAAGAAAUGAUACGACAAUGAAAGUCUUUUCUCUUGUUAUUGAACCAACAUUUGCAACAUGCCUGAAUGCCCUGUGGCAAGAGGAUGCGCUAAGUUCAGCCACAUCAGCAGCCUUAUAUUCUUUAUUGUGUUGCGACGAGGAUGGCUGUAAAACGUGCGUCAAAAAUUUAUUAUCUCAUGAAGCAAACCACCCAAAUAGGACGAUCCUACGAACUGCUUUCCGGACAUUGACGUUCCUUGGUCCGGGAAAACAUCCCGAAAAAUGUGAAAAACGAAAAUUUCACGGCCGUUUGAAGCAAUUCUUGAUCGAUAUAGAGGGUCUGCUUGUUGUUGAAUGA
This is a messenger RNA of Cercopithifilaria johnstoni, 2403 nucleotides long. The record is from the annotation of a GenBank genome assembly. NCBI's taxonomy places the organism in Eukaryota, Metazoa, Nematoda, Chromadorea, Rhabditida, Onchocercidae.